Porites evermanni is the source of this 4542-nucleotide messenger RNA. NCBI's taxonomy places the organism in Eukaryota, Metazoa, Cnidaria, Anthozoa, Scleractinia, Poritidae. The record is from the annotation of a GenBank genome assembly.
AUGUUUGUAAAUCACUCUUCUGCUGCUGAAGUUGGCACUACCAGAGCCAGCAUCAACAGGACUGGAAAGACAAAUGCAGCAAAAGGGGUCGAGAAUCAUUACAGUGAAUAUAGUGAAUUUCAUGCCAGGGAGGUCGAGGCCCAUAUAUGUGCAUCAUUUAUGGAGAUGACAGAAAUGAAGAAAAUCCGUGGUAAGAACACUUUUAACUGGGUUGUUGUUACUUUUUGACCAAAUGGAACCACUUUACUGCCAGCAUAUGAAGAAAUUUUGAAUUUUCUACUUAACGAGUAAGCAGAGGGAAAAUGGUUGAUCAUUAUUUUGAUACAAUACUUUUAUUUAUUUUCACCCUUAAGUAUUAAUGUGCUCGCAAUACCAUGGGUAGACAAUAAUGUAUAAUGACGUAAUUCCAAAUAAUAAAUUAAUAAUAAUAAUAAUAAUAAUAUUAUAGUUGUGAUGAUGAUAACAGUAAUAUACAACAUGCACAAUUUCUAAUUGACUUUACAGUAAAGUUCAGGCAGCACUCUCCAAAUUCUAAGACAAUAGUAAGGUUACUAUAAUAGAUUUUUUUUCUUUGCAUAGAUAAGCCAAGGUUACCAAUGCCAGAUAAAUCUGUGUCCAAGCAAACUAGAGACAAGUGGUUAUUGGAAGUUUGUGAAGAAUAUGUCCAGAAGUUUGUCCUCAACAAAGAUGAGUUGAUAUCAUUGGUUGGUCAGACCACAGAGCUAGAGUCAGUUAACCUACAGUCUAGGUGGACACGCUGUGUAGAUGAUUGCAAUGCGAGUUAUGCUUAUCACUCUGGGCGUGUAAGGUACAUACUGUUCGGUAAUUGCUUGAGAAUUCAGUCAUUGUGGGUCUUCUGCUAAACAAAUGUGUUAUCUUAGUGUAUAUCAAAACUACCAAUUAUCAUCAAUAAUAUAAUUAUGUGAACUAUGAAUUUGAACUCCACAGGCAUGAAGUUGAGGUACACAAUUUAUCUUUUGAUGAUGGCCCUGACGACAGAGAUCAUUAUGGAUACUACUGUUGUAGGAUGCAUUGUCGGCUGGUGUUCAAGACCAAGGCUACAAGAAAAAGGUGCGAUUCAUUUUAUUUUUGACAUCAUAACUACCACAACUACCAAGGGUCGCUUUUAAUAUGUAAGAAAAAGAAGCGUGAAAGUAUUAGUUCCUAUUAAAGAAUGAGAAAUUUACUGACCACCCCCUUCCCCCAAUACUUCUAAAAACCCAAAAGGUAGACAAGGAGUAAUGUUAAUGACAAGAUCAUUAUUAUUGCUUGUUGUGAUGGAGGUCUUCAAAGAAAAAUAUAACGUAAUGAAGACAAAAAGUCUUCCACAUACUUGAGUCCUGUUGGCCAUUUUAACCCUUUCAUCACUACGCGCCGGUUUUCCGGCGCAAACAAAAAGUGUCCGUAACGCUACGCGCCGGAAAUCCGGCAAAAUAAACAUGGCGGAAAUAUUAGAAUGCAAAUUAGCCAUCUAUGCCAAGAAGGGGGUUUAGCUAUUUCAAUUGGGUUGCCAAUUAAAUUUCCCAGAAUUCUAGCGAAGAAAAACGGCAUGGUUUCACCCAAAGUUUUGAAGUUGUUCGACGCUGCACUCUUUCGAUUCUUUCGCAGCCAUUUUUAAAUGUCUUCGAGCGAAGAGGAGUCAGACUCAUCGAUCGAUGAGUCUGACUUUGAUGAAGAUUUUUCUGACGACAGUGAAGCGGUUUAUCAAGCAAUAUUUGGAUCAGAAGAUUCCGAUGAAGAGGAAGAAUUCAAAGGGUUUCCGUUGCAGUUACCUGCAAAUAUGACCUGGACAAGCACUCAAUUUGAGCAAGAAAUCGAUCCGUUUUCAUUGCAGUGUGGUCCUACGCCUAACGCCCCACAACAACGGUCCGCAUUAGAGUACUUUCAGCUUUUUUUUGACAAUGAAAUCAUCGAGCAGAUCGCUGAAUUUACAAACAGGAAUGCUGCUAAAAAGGAAGCCGCGGGUUGGAAACAAACAACACCAUCUGAGAUCAAGGCAUUUAUCGCGAUGAUGAUAAUUUCAAACGACAUACUUGUUGUUCCCAGAGAUGAGAGGUACUUUUUCUCCAGUGGGGCAAAGAGCGUGUUUCAUACACCCGGAGUGAGAAACAUCUUUCCAUCCCGUAAACGGUAUUUUCAACUAAAGAAGUACAUUUUCUUUGUGGAUCCUGAACACGAAAGAACGGAAGAUGAAACACGAGAUGUACUUUAUAAGAUCCGUACUCUUACUACGAAGAUACGUGAAAAAUGUUUCUCCUUGUACAACUGUCAUGAGAGCAUUUCUGUGGAUGAAGGAAUGGUGCCUUUCAAGGGGCGAUUGAAAAUAAAAGUUAGAAUGCCUGAUAAACCUGUCAAAUAUGGCAUCAAAUUGUUCAUGUUGUGUGACAGUACCAAUGGAUAUUGUAAACAGUUUGAUGUGUAUGUUGGCAAUGAUGAGAGGAAUGUUGGAAACAUUGGAAAGACUGGCAAAGCUGUUUUGAACGUAUUGCGUGGCUUAGAGCAGUCACAUCACCAUGUUUACAUGGAUAACUUUUACACCAGUCCUAUUCUUUUUCUUGCAAUGAAAAACAUGGGUUUAUACGCUUGUGGUACUGCAAGAAAUCGCAAAGGCUAUCCAAUGAAUGAGCUGAAAGCAAUGCCCACAAGAGAGAGAGGCAAAAUUGCUUGGCUUGGCUGGAACAACACUAUGUUGGCAGUUAAGUGGAAAGACAGAAAGGAGAUCUAUACAUUGAGCACGUUACAUUCUCCUCCAGUUCAACAGCCAGCUGUAGGAGUGAAUGACGACAUGAAUAGUGAAGAUGAUGAAGACAACAUUGGUGAUGGUGGCAUCGUCAACAGGAGGGUAAGACAGGGUGGACAGUGGAGGCAGGUGAGAAUAAGGUGUCCUCAGCUUGUUAAAGAUUACAACAAGUUCAUGGGAGGAGUUGAUUUACAUGACCAAAUGACUUGUGUCAGCAAAUCAAAGAGGCAAAUGAGGUGGUACAUGAGGAUGUUCAUAAAGCUUAUUCUAAUGUGCGUCUACAAUGCCUUUGUUAUUGAGGGACAUUACCAGCCACAUCAAAUUCCAGGCCGUAGAAAGAGAGAUCUUCUUAGUUUCAAGGAUGAACUGUGCAUUCAGCUAAUUGGAGAUUUCCCAACAACCCAUGCAAACAGCAACAAACGACGACGAAGCUCUAAUGACUAUCCACAGAGAAUGUUUGGAGUUGGAGAACACAUUGUGUGUCGUGGCACUGGUAAUGAUCAUCGGUGCGCUGUUUGUUUAAAGAAACAACAGGAAUUUCUGAGAAGAAACAGAGGAGUAAGUAAGAAAGACUGUCCAUUUAAAGAUAGGAAGACUACUUUCAAGUGUUUGAAGUGCAAUGUUUAUCUAUGCAUUGGAAAGGAGGGCUCCAACUGUUUUUAUGACUAUCAUUCAAAGUUGGAAUACUGGCUGUAGAGUUACAUUUGGCUAAGCUUGAAGGAACUGUUAAUCCAAAAACACAAAAUGGACAUCACUGUUGUCAAUAGGUUUUUAUCUCUAGAAGUUUUAGCUAAGGGUGAUGCACAUAGUAAAAACUUUUUCAAAUACAUUUUCAAAUUGCAUUUCAUCUCACAACAGUAUGCGGAAUAUGGUUUUAUGAUGCUCAUGUUGACACAAGAGGUUCGUUUUCACUGCUUUCAUUGAAUUCUUGUUUCUGUUAAGGACCCUUGCAUUGGACAAUACAUAGAAGUUCCCAAGGGGCAAAAUUAUACUGUUUUAUUGUAUUCAACUUUCUUGUGCCUGCAAAAGAAAACUGUAGGUUUGAAAUCCAUAAAAUUAAACAACUUUGAAAUUCUAUAAUUAAGUCAGUAUUGUCCUAAAUAGACUGCAAGUUGCCUUAAAUGAAAGAAAAUUUCCUGACAAUUAAAAUGAUAUAUGGUUUGCUUUAUACCAAAAUGCUUCCUUCAAUGUGAAAAACGCAAUUUUUUCAAUCAUGUCCGUUUUAAGGCACAAGCGCAAAAGUUGCUGGUGUCCUGGACACUUCUUCUUCAGAAUAGCUGGUGGUGAACGGGUUAAGUUUAGGAUGAUACUUUUUUGGCAGUGGAUAAUAGCGACAUGUCUAUGACAUCCCUACACCCUAUCCAUGCUUUUUUCAAAGCCAAUCCUAUAAAUUGAAGGAUGCUAAAUUAUGUGAAUAAAGAAACUAAUACCAUGAAUACUUGUUUGCACCAACAGACAUGAAGAACGAAAAACAUGGAGAAACCCUUCCAGAUGACAGCACCCCACAAGAAAAAAGACAGGAAGACUACAAGUUUAAUUAUCACAGUGCCAAGCUCACAUUUGGAUUAGUGUUGCUUGAAUUUAAUGAUGCCAUCAAAGAGGGUGAUGGUGCCAGGCUUUUUGAGUUGUACAAACUAGCUUUACUUCUCUACAAGACCUAUGGUCAUUACAAGUAUGCGUAUGCAGUCCUUUUGUAUUUGGUCAAGUGCACUGCAAUCCUUCCACCAUCUCAGGCAUUAAGGUUGAAGUGGAACAGGUUUUUUAAUGGUAGUGGCCUUCCCGGACGAAAUAUUCCACUAUAG